CACCAAACAAAACAAGUACACACAAUCAAGAUCGAGCUCGCGCGUUCCAAUCGCACGACAGCGAUUCGAGCCUUUUUUGCUGGAUGCAGCCUUGGCGCCAAUUCGGAUUUGGCGCCACAACGCGCGAUCCAGCCACGAAGCAGCAGCGCGUCGCAUCCCCAGACCACUCCUCGUCAAGCGCUUCCUGCGUCAGUGCUGAUGCCAGCACUCGUUCCCAAACGACGACGAUGACCACGACGACGCGCACAGACGACGCCGUCCUCGCGUGGAUGCUCGCCUUUGCGUGCGAACGCCGCGAUCGUUCUUUCGUCCAAGCACUCGCGACCGUGUGUCCAGUCGAGCGACUCGAGCCGCCGGAUGGGCUCGCAGCAUCCACAUCGCAUGGAUUGAUCAUCACGGGGCUGUCUGAGCUGGCCGAGCGCGGGAAGGCGAGCGAGUUGCCAGCCGCGCUGAAUCUGCUUGAAGCGAUUGGUCCCAUUUGCUACGACUCGUCCCAACCUCAGACCAUUCUCACUCCACCAGAUCCGCACAAGUACUUUGAGCUCACAACCGAUCUUCGAACAGAAGCCAUCAUGACAGAGUUGGGAUCCGCGCCGUUUAACAUUGAUCGUUGCAUUUUGGCGAUGAAUCGAUUUCUCCCCACAAAACUUGACGCCGCAACAAGCGCUUGGUCGGAGCGGGUCGACGAGCUGGAGCACCCAACCUUUCACUCGGCACUGCAUGAUGCCCUUGGUACUCGCGCUCUUUUGCGUCGGCGUCUUAUGCGCGUCUUUUUGCAAGACGAACAGCGCUUGGCCAUUGUGGCGCAACAUCGAGCGUGCAAGCUGCUUUCUGUCUGUUGGUCGAAUGUGACGAAGUUUGUUCAGGCACUGCAUUGUCGGCCCCUUGCGGCGCGAAUGCUCCUUGCUCAUGUCUCAACUUUGCGACUAUCGGAACCACGCUACGAGCGAGUUGGCAUCGCAUCUGGAUCUGACGCACCGUUUCCAGCACCAUCAAACCGAUCUCGUGGUCGGCGAAACACACAAACCAAGGCACUGUUACGUUCGCUUUCUCCCGACCGCCCAGCUGAAACUGCCGUAGCACCAACACUGGCAGCAGCACUUCCGACCGCCGGGCGUAGCAACGGCAGCAUGGCGGUCGCAGAAGCGGAGCUUUCGGACGAGUUUGCAUCUUCACAACAGCUCAUCUUGUUUGCAGCCGACGCGUCGUUUGCCCUGGCCGCAGCUGCGGCUGCUGCUGCUCAAGAGCCCUCUCGGACUGGCAGUGCGGGCUCACCCAUGCAUUCAUCCCAAGCUUCCUCCGCAGGAUCCCAGACUGGCAUCCAAAUGUUUUCGCAGCGGACCCAGCCCUCUGUUGGCGUCAAACGACGGCUUUCGCUGCCCGCACUGGACGAUUCGCCAACAAGUUCUCGUGCUCGCAUUACGUGA
Messenger RNA from Capsaspora owczarzaki ATCC 30864, 1427 nucleotides. RefSeq lists its product as hypothetical. The record is from RefSeq and is a predicted model, not a curated record. Lineage: Eukaryota; Filasterea; Ministeriida; Capsasporidae. The transcript is spliced from 4 exons. The coding region runs from base 84 to 1427 and encodes 447 amino acids.